CUGCCUUGUUUUUUGGGCUGUGUGCGAGCUUGCAUUGUCUUGGUGGAGGUUGAUUCUUCUUUCGGGGUUGAUUUUUCGAAGCUCGGUGAUGACUUUUGGCAAACAAAUCCGCAGUAAUAGUUCUUUGCUCAUUAAUAAUAGUUCUUUGCUCUUCGAGAACGGAUGACUUUUGUUGGCU
Acanthoscelides obtectus is the source of this 178-nucleotide messenger RNA. NCBI's taxonomy places the organism in Eukaryota, Metazoa, Arthropoda, Insecta, Coleoptera, Chrysomelidae. The record is from the annotation of a GenBank genome assembly.